AUAACGGCCACAUGCAGAUAUAAAUUUGUAUUUAAGCGAUGUAUAACAGUUAUUUUUGCAUCAACAUGAAGCUCGUGCUUGUGUUGAGUUUAGUGGCGGUAUGCUGCCAUGCAGCAACAGAGAAGCAGGCGAGGAAGUUUCCAGAUGACUUCGUCUUCGGCUGCGCUACUGCUGCUUACCAGAUAGAAGGAGCUUGGAAUGAAGAUGUUAAAAGCGAAAAUGUCUGGGAUUACUUGACGCACACCAACCCGACAAUAAUCACAGACCAGAGCAACGGUGACGUCGCCGCCGACUCGUACCACCACGUGGAACGCGACGUGGAGAUGAUGCGCGAGCUGGGGCUGGACGCGUACCGCUUCUCUCUCUCCUGGUCCAGGAUCCUUCCCACGGGCUUUGCCAAUGAAGUGAACCAAGCCGGCAUCAACUACUACAACAACCUUAUUAACGAAAUGCUCAAAUACAACAUUCAACCCUUGGUGACAAUGUACCACUGGGACCUACCGCAGAGACUGCAAGAGUUGGGCGGAUUCGCGAACCCACUUAUCAUCAACUGGUUUGAGGACUACGCGAGGGUGGUGUUCGAGAACUUCGGCGACAGAGUCAAGUUUUGGAUCACAUUCAACGAGCCUCGAGAGAUCUGCUACGAAGGUUACGGUUCCAAUACCAAGGCGCCCAUACUCAACGCCACUGGUGUCGGUACUUAUCUCUGCGCUAAAAAUCUCCUCAUUGCUCAUGCUAAGGCAUACUACCUCUAUAACAAAGAUUUCAAAGCGAGACAGGGCGGCGAGUGCGGCAUCACCAUCAGUGUCAACUGGUUCGGACCUCUCACCGACUCCGAAGAAGACGAGUUCGCUGCUGAACUCAGACGACAAGCUGAGUGGGGUAUCUAUGCGAACCCAUUUUUCUCUGCCGAGGGCGGCUUCCCUAAAGAGAUUGCAGCUCGUAUUGCCGAAAAGAGCGCACAGCAAGGCUAUUCGCGGUCCCGAUUGCCAGAAUUCACUGACGAAGAGAAGGAACUUGUAAAAGGAGCAUCAGACUUCUUCGGCGUCAACCACUACUCCGGGAGCCUGAACUCCGCCACGCAGUACAUCGAGCAGCAUCCCGUACCCUCGCUCUGGGACGACAUUGGCAUCGGCUCUUACGUUCCUCCGGAGUGGAAGCCCUCAGCUUCAUCAUGGCUAGUGCUAUCUCCCAACAGCGUCUACAACGCCCUCACGCAUCUGGCCAAGUACAACAACCCAGUGUUCUACAUCACCGAGAACGGCUGGUCCGACAACCCGACUGAUAGCCUGCAGGAUGACGACCGUAUCGCCUACUAUCGCGCCACGCUUGAGAGCGUGUUGGACACUCUGGAUGCAGGAGUUAAUCUCAAAGGGUACAUGACCUGGAGUCUCAUGGACAACUUCGAGUGGAAUCAAGGAUAUACGGAACGUUUCGGCCUGUACGAGGUAGACUUCAACAGUCCAGAGCGCACGCGCACCCCUCGCAAGUCCGCCUUCGUUUACAAGGAGAUCUUGAGGACCCGCACCAUAGACCAUAGCUACAAUCCUCCAUCUCUAGUGAUGACCAUAGACGAGGGACACAAGCACAUUGCAUCUCUUUGGAAUUUGGACUGCAGUCUAUUUAGCAGUGAAAAAAAGCAACUUUGCAGCAUAAUGUUGAUUUGGACAAGUUUUAUGGCAGUCAGCUGCCUCGUCGUCACUAAGGCGCAUGAGAGGCACUUCCCAGAAGACUUCCUGUUCGGGUGUUCUACAGCCGCCUACCAGAUUGAAGGAGGCUGGAACGAAGAUGGAAAAGGUGAAAAUAUCUGGGAUUACAUGACGCAUACCAAUCCAACUGUGAUCAAAGAUCAGAGUAAUGGUGAUGUCUCUGCUGAUUCGUACCACAAUUACAAACGCGAUGUGGAGAUGAUGCGCGAGCUGGGACUGGACGCAUACCGCUUCUCUCUCUCCUGGUCCAGGAUCCUCCCCACGGGCUUCGCCAAUGAAGUGAACCAAGCCGGCAUCAACUACUACAACAACCUCAUUAACGAAAUGAUCAAAUACAACAUCACACCUGUGGUAGCAUUAUAUCACUGGGAUCUGCCUCAAAAACUACAAGAAUUAGGCGGAUUUGCCAACCAUCUGAUAACUGACUGGUUCGAGGACUACGCAAGGGUUGUGUACAAAAACUUUGGCGAUAGAGUGAAGUUCUGGCUAACAUUUAACGAGCCUCGUGAGAUCUGCUACCAAGGUUAUGGUACCACUUUAAAAGCGCCUAUACUUAACGCCACUGCUGUAGGUACAUACAUCUGCGCCAAAAACCUCGUCAUUGCUCAUGCUAAGGCAUACUACCUCUACAACAACGAGUUCAAAGCGAGUCAGGGCGGCGAGUGCGGCAUCACCAUCAGUGUCAACUGGUUCGGACCUCUCACCGACUCCGAAGAAGACGAGUUCGCUGCUGAACUCAGACGACAAGCUGAGUGGGGGUUGUACGCAAACCCUAUAUUCUCCGAAGAAGGAGGCUUCCCGAAAGAACUGGUGGACAGAGUAGCAGCAAAAAGCGCCAGUCAAGGAUAUUCCAAGUCCCGAUUGCCCGUCUUUACUGAAGAUGAGAAGACUUUUGUAAAAGGAUCAGCUGAUUUUUUCGGCGUAAACCACUACACCGGUGUUUUGAUAAGUGCUUCAGAUGAGUAUAAGACAACAAUUUAUCCGGUGCCGUCGAUAUACGACGAUAUUGAUGUUGGCGCGUACGUGUCUCCGGAUUGGCCGGUUGCAGCGUCUUCUUGGCUCAGACUUACGCCAAACAGCAUAUACAACGCCCUCACUCACCUAAAUUCAAAAUAUAAGGAUCUAACCAUAUACAUCAUGGAGAAUGGCUGGUCCGAAUCACCUGGCAGUGGACUGAUUGAUGACCGUAGAAUCGCAUAUUACAGAGCGGCGUUAGAGAGCGUUCUAGAUACUUUAGAAGCCGGUGUUAAUCUCAAGGGAUAUUUUACUUGGAGUCUAAUGGACAAUUUUGAAUGGAUGGAGGGAUAUACGGAAUGCUAUGGUCUUUACGAAGUGGAUUUCAACGACCCUGCUCGCAAGCGAACUGCGCGCAAGUCUGCAUUCGUGUACAAAAACAUUAUUGAAACCCGUGUUAUCGAUCAUAACUACGAACCUGACUCUUUGUGUAUGACCAUUACUGAUGCAAAUUAAUGAAAAGAAUUGCUAUUAUGGAUUUUCAUUCAAAAAAAAAAUUAUAAAAAUGUGUCUGUUUAUUUUAGCGCCAUCUCUAUUUGAGAUAUUUUCAACUUGACUUUUCGAAAUUCGAAUCUUCAGUACAGUUUAGUUCACACAGGGAGGUUCGUGUACUGAAAAAAAUUGCACUGAUGGAUGUAAAUUCUUAUAAUAAUGUAACAUCAUCAACCUGCUUUUACGAUUAGUAACAAAGAAAUUUGCGUAAACUUAAUAUUGAUAAUAUGUUAUUGUUUUCGAAAGCGACCGUUUUAAAAACUUUUAGCAAUA
Messenger RNA from Manduca sexta (tobacco hornworm), 3488 nucleotides. Its product is annotated as lactase-phlorizin hydrolase. Gene Ontology annotation, molecular function: beta-glucosidase activity. The record is from RefSeq and is a predicted model, not a curated record. Lineage: Eukaryota; Metazoa; Arthropoda; Insecta; Lepidoptera; Sphingidae. Gene Ontology annotation, biological process: carbohydrate metabolic process.